CGCCCCCGCGGGCCCGGCAGGCGGAGCCAAGAUGGCGGCGCUGUGGGUGCUGCGCGCCCUGCGGGGUCUCUGCGGGGCCGCGCUGUUCCUGUCCCAGCUCUCCGUCCUCUCCGGCCGCGCGGGAUCUUUGAUGACAACAAAGCUUUCACAGCCACAGUCUACACUGGCAAAAAGCCUAACUUCAACAAGUACAAAUACUCCCUAUUUUAAAGCAGCAGAAAGCACAGAAAUUCCACCUUACAUGAUUAAAUGUCCCAGCAACGGGCUUUGCAGUAGAUUGCCACCAGACUGCAUGACAUGCAACACAAACUACUCCUGUAUAUAUGGGAAGCUGGCCACUUUUGAUUGCAAGGUCAAGCCACAUGUUCAUUGUGUUGAUGAGAAUAACCACGAGCAGGAGAACUUCACGAUUAACAUGACGUGCCAGUUUUGCUGGCAGCUUGCCACAAGUGACUAUGUCUGCACCAACUCCACCAACUGCAUGACAGUUUCCUGCCCACGCCAGCGAUACAAUGCCACUUGUACAGUCCGGGAUCACAUUCAUUGCCUGGGUAACCGUGUCUUUCCUAAGAUGCUCUAUUGCAAUUGGACUGGAGGUUAUAAGUGGUCUACUGCCUUGGCACUAAGCAUCACCCUUGGUGGAUUUGGUGCCGAUCGUUUCUAUUUGGGCCAGUGGCGGGAAGGUCUGGGGAAACUCUUCAGCUUUGGAGGACUUGGAAUAUGGACACUAAUCGAUGUGCUGCUCAUAGGUGUUGGCUAUGUGGGACCUGCAGAUGGUUCUCUUUAUAUUUAAAUGUGGGUAUAGUGUAUUUCAGAGAGGAGUCAUUGCCUGGGAAGGGCUCUAAAUAAAAGAAGGUGGAAAUUUGAGCCUUUAAGGUAGAAUGAAGAACAAGUAUUUGUUCUGUGUGCAUACAUUUUAAUGUACAGUAUCUGUACUUGGUUUGCCUUUAACUAAGGUGAAAUAAAAGAGUGGAUCACUGAGUAAGUUGAAAUUAAUUUCAUUUCUUCUAUGGAUAUGUUAUUUUUCUAUGAAAAAAAGUUGAAUGGCUAUCCAAAUUCUGCACUGUGAUUGAACUUGGAUGAUUGAACUGUCAGGCCCCAAAAGGGAUGCAAACUAACUUGAAUAUUGAAUUUUUAACUUCAUAUUCCUAUGCUUGAAUUUAACUUUAAACCUAACUUUCCUAAAUAUGUCAGUAAUUUUUCUUUUUUGUAUUUGUGGAAGGAUUCUUUAUUUGCCUGAGUUAUGCUGGUAUUAUGUAGAUCACCAUGCUUUAUGAUGUUAAUUAUAUUCAUCUCUUGUUCUAGGACAUAGCAAGAGCUAACAUCUGCCUAUGGACCUGACUUAAAAUUGUGGGGGGUUUAGAAUUAGAUUGCAGAAACACUAAAAACUAAACAUGAAAUAAUUUAAACAGAUUUUUUUAUUGUUCUUUGUUUUGGUUGGGUUUGACCUGCAUAUCAGUGAAAAGUUACAAUUCCUAAUCUUGUGCUAGCAAGCUUGACAAAUUGCUUUAAAAAGGGGUUGGCAAUGUAAUCCACGAGUUUAUCCACUUAGGACUUCGGGACAUGAUAAUGUAGCGGACUAGUGCCAUUACAGGAGAAUAACCGACUGUGUAGUAGCGGUAAAUACCCGGCGGUGUGUGCACGGCGCUGGAGCUGCCGCUGCUGCGGCACAGCCGGGCUGCAAAUCGUAUCGCUUGAAUAAACUGCGACUCGAAGCUUUUAUGGCAUUAAA
Molecule: messenger RNA, 1732 nt
Organism: Pipra filicauda (Wire-tailed manakin)
Lineage: Eukaryota; Metazoa; Chordata; Aves; Passeriformes; Pipridae
Gene: TM2D3
Product: TM2 domain containing 3
Exons: 6
Coding region: 32-793 (253 amino acids)
Source: RefSeq, a predicted model, not a curated record